GUCAACGCCUGCCAAGAAUUCUUCUCAACCCAAAACGAUAACCUUACUGCAUACAGGGACCCCUGAGAUCUGGCAUCAACACCGAGCCGACUUCCACAACGCGCGCUCACAGAGAUCACACAUUCUCUCCAUCGAAACCUCCUCUUCCAGCUGGUCACCCCAUUGCUAGAAAGAGGCCACCAAAAACAAACGAAAAACCCCUCAUGGUCGUCUUAACAACCCAUGAAAUGAACCCCUGAACACCGCAGCAACCCAACCAAAACACCACAAACCUCCAAAAAUGGCAACAUCACCAGCACCCCCAAGGCCCAAACCAUCUCUCCUUACCACCUUGUUCUCCCGGCCACUCCCCCUCUACCUCUCCGCCUUCCUCCUCCGUCUCGUCCUCCUCCUCUACGGCCUCUGGCAAGACGCCAACUCGCCGCUCAAGUACACCGACAUCGACUACCUCGUCUUCACCGACGCGGCCCGCUUCGUGUCUCGCGGCGAGUCCCCUUACGCCCGCGAGACGUACCGGUACACGCCUAUCCUGGCCUGGUUGUUGCUGCCCACCACAUGGACGGCAGGCGCGCAAUGGGGUCCUUUGGCGGCCAAGGUGAUCAAUACGGCAUGGUUCAGCUUUGGAAAGGUUCUGUUUGCGGCGGCGGAUUUGGUGGCGGGUUGGCUGAUUGAGCGGGUGUUGGUUAUGGGGACUGAUUUUCCUUCUGUUUCUCAACCUCAAGAAAAGGAGAAGCAGAAUGAAAAGGAGAGGGCGGGAGGAAGCGGCAACGGAACGACAACGGGAACGAGAAUGGACCCCUCCCGCGCCCGCGCCUUCGCAGCCAUCUGGCUGCUCAACCCCAUGGUAGCCACCAUCAGCACGCGCGGCUCAUCCGAGGGUCUUCUGGGUGUUCUCGUCAUGGCUCUUCUCUGGGCCGUCCUCUCGCGGCGCAUCACUCUCGCCGGUCUGCUUCUGGGAUUCAGCGUGCACUUCAAGAUCUACCCGUUCAUCUACGCGCCCGCCAUCGUGUGGUGGAUGGAUCAGGAACGACUUUCCGGAGUUAGAGGAGGAGGAGGCCAGAAGAAGACGUUCUUUCAGAAAAUAACCUCCUUCCUCACCCUCCCCCGCCUCAACCUAGCCAUCACCUCCCUCACCACCUUCCUCUUUCUCAACCUCCUCAUGUACGCCCUCUACGGCCACACCUUCCUGCAGGAAACUUAUCUUCAUCACGUCACGCGCAUCGACCACCGCCACAACUUUAGUCCUUACAACACCCAGCUCUACUUGUCUUCGGCAUCCGCAUCAGUGCCAUCUUCCUCAUCAGGCCUAAAAAUCGAAUCCCUAGCCUUCCUCCCUCAACUCCUCCUCUCCACCAUCCUCAUCCCCCUCUGCCUCGCCAAAAAGGACCUACCCACCUCUCUGCUCGCGCAAACCUUUGCCUUUGUCACCUUCAACAAGGUCUGCACGAGCCAGUACUUCCUCUGGUACAUGGUCUUUUUGCCGCUGUACCUGCCGCGGUCUUCGUUUUUGAGGGGUAAGAGGAUGGGCGUUGCGGCGCUGGGUCUGUGGGUGCUCGGCCAGGGACUGUGGUUGCAGCAGGCCUUCGAGUUGGAGUUUUUGGGACGGAGCACGUUCUUGCCGGGGUUGUGGAUGGCGAGCUUGGGCUUCUUUGUGAUGAAUUGUUGGAUUUUGGGGGUGAUUGUUGGUGAUGGGGGGAGGUGAGGUGUGGGAGGGUUGGUGAGUGGAUGAUGGGAAGACAGAGAAGAGAGUUGGAGGAUUGUAUAUAUACGUCUAUCAGGCUCAUAACUAGUCACGCAG
Neurospora tetraspora is the source of this 1798-nucleotide messenger RNA. Its product is annotated as PIG-M-domain-containing protein. The record is from RefSeq and is a predicted model, not a curated record. Gene Ontology annotation, molecular function: alpha-1,4-mannosyltransferase activity; GPI mannosyltransferase activity. NCBI's taxonomy places the organism in Eukaryota, Fungi, Ascomycota, Sordariomycetes, Sordariales, Sordariaceae. The transcript has a single exon. Gene Ontology annotation, biological process: GPI anchor biosynthetic process. Gene Ontology annotation, cellular component: membrane; glycosylphosphatidylinositol-mannosyltransferase I complex. Bases 281 to 1702 code for a protein of 473 amino acids.